This is a messenger RNA of Malassezia restricta, 1395 nucleotides long. RefSeq names its product regulator of chromosome condensation (RCC1) repeat protein. The record is from RefSeq and is a predicted model, not a curated record. Lineage: Eukaryota; Fungi; Basidiomycota; Malasseziomycetes; Malasseziales; Malasseziaceae. The transcript has a single exon. The coding region runs from base 1 to 1395 and encodes 464 amino acids.
AUGAGCCGCCGUGGGUGGGGUCGCGUGCUGGUGUGUGGUCGUGUUGCCGCCGACGAGGCGGGGCACGAUAUCGUGGGCGCCGGUGAGUGCCUUGCUGCACCGCAUGUAUUGCGUUCUAUGUGUCAUAUUCGUGUGCGCGAGGUUCUUACGUCCUGUGUGGCCGACCAUGCUGUGUUCUUGUCAGUGGAGGGUGACGCGUACGUGUAUGGCCGCAACCGUGAGGGCCAGUGUGGUGUGAGUGGAUCUGGAUGGCUAUACCAUGCGAGGUGUCUUGAUCGUGAGCGUGAUUUUGAGCCGCCGCUGGCUGCUGACGACGUGAUUGCGACGGGUGCCACGGGUGCGACGCACACGCUGCUCGUCACGGCUCAGGGUGCUGUGUAUGCGGCAGGCUCGCAUGAGCAUGGCGAGUGUGGCAUGCAUACACGUGAGACGCCGUUCAAGCGUGUGGAUAUGCCUUUUGGUGUAGUGCAUGCUGCGUGUGGCCGCGCGUGGAGUUUGGUCGUGACGCGUGAGGGGCAUGUCUAUGGUAUGGGCUCGUGUGAGUCGGGGGUCUUGGGCGACGGCAUGUACCGGCACACGGGCCCGAGCCGGCUGGUGUACGACUGUGUAUGGCAGCCUAUGCGUAUCGCGCCGCUUGUGAAUAUCGCGCGGGUAUCGUGUGGCGAGAGCCAUGCAGCCGCGCUGGAUCACGAGGGAUACGUCUAUGUGUGGGGAACGGCGAGUCUUUCGCGCCUUGGAUGCGGCACACAGAUGGACCAGGGCUCGCCUGUGCGCAUCCCGCAGUUUGUGCGCAAGCAGCAGCGUGUGCGGAGUGUCGUAUGUGGCCGCACCAGCACAUGGUGUGUGGACCAGGCGCACCGCCUGUGGGCGGCCGGCACAUGGCGAGCCAAGGGCGAUGGGGGACCGAACCAGUCGUUCCUGAUAUACAAGCCACUACAAGAGCUUGCCGACUAUGAUGUACACUGCGUCGCGGCCGGUGCAGAUACGUUCCAGUGCCUGGCAUCAUCGCGUGUCUGGGCGUGGGGCGAGCAGGCGUGGCAUGCCGAGCUGGGCGCGCAUACGGCGCCGCCCGUGCCAGCUGAGCUGGACAUGGUACAUGGCCUGCGUGUCGUGGGCCUGGCGAGCGGGCGGCACACGUCGUACUGGCUGGUCGAGCCGGACGACGACGGAGCGUAUGCGGACCUGGUGCGCUACCCGCCGACCGUGCCGGAGUCGUCGAGCGUGUGUAUGGUGUGCCGGCAAAGUAAUGAGGAUGACGAUGCGACGCUCCUUGAGUGCGAUCGAUGUGAGAAUCCAUACCACCUAUCUUGCCUCUCGCCGCCGCUGGAUGAGGUGCCACAGGGCGAGUGGUUCUGUGAGGCGUGUGUUGAUCGCAAAAAGCGGCGGCUGUCGUGA